This is a messenger RNA of Neodiprion fabricii, 802 nucleotides long. RefSeq lists its product as uncharacterized. NCBI's taxonomy places the organism in Eukaryota, Metazoa, Arthropoda, Insecta, Hymenoptera, Diprionidae. Bases 2 to 391 code for a protein of 129 amino acids. The record is from RefSeq and is a predicted model, not a curated record. The transcript is spliced from 3 exons.
GAUGUUCGACGACUUAGCUGGCAAUAUUCAAAUUUAUUACGCCAAUUUGACCUGGUUCUACACUUUCAGCAUGAUCAUCUCGUGUCUGGCUGUUGGCAUAAAUUUCUGGGGGCGUUCUUUUUUCGAUAUAAAGCAGAAGGCAGUAGAAAAUAGUGAGCAUGAUGCGAAGAUGGGAUCUGAGGCAGAGCGCUGCAGUUUGCAAACUCAGUACAAACUGGCGAAACAGAAAUUGGCUGAGAAACACCUCACGCCGGAGCAACGUUCGAUAGAGAAAGAAGCGGAGGCACAGCAGUUAGCAGCCAUCCUAAAGCUGCUCCAAGAACAAAGCGAUACCUUUCAAGUAUCUUCAAUGGAACAGCUUGAAGAUCAGCUCAGGCUGUACAGAAAUUAGCGAGUUGAAGAAAUUUUAUUCGCAUCACCAAUUGAGAAGCAUAGACAAAAAAUUUGACGUUUCGAUUAUGUAAAUUCUGUAACGUCUAUGCGUGUGUUUGUAUAUAGAUAAGGCAAAAAAAUGUUGAUUUUCAAAUUUCCUACAAUAUUUAUCGAGACGUUUUUAAAAUGUGUUGUACAAAUUCUAUGAGUAAGAUCGUAGAUUUUUCAAGAGGCUUUUUUACGAUGUGCAAUAUUUCAAGAUAUAAAUUAUAAUUCAUAUGACGCGUGUAUUGUACAAUAUUAUUAUUCAAUCUGGGAUAUAUUAAAAUUAGUCAAAUACGUGGUUGUGAUUAAAUAUUAGGGUUUAGUUAUUGUGUCUAUACAUUGUACUGAUUAAAAACAAUUGUAAAUAAAUGUGACAAUUAUACAA